AUGGCGAAGCGCGCGCGAAGCAUGGCUCUCUACGAGCGCUUCUUAGAAGCCGUAGAACAGAGAUGUAGCGGAGCUCCUGAGGAGGAGGCCGACGCUAUAGCCCUGGCGAAGGGUUUCUUGGCGCAGCACGGUGACAAGGUGGAAGCCGCCUGGCAGCGCUUUGGCGCCAAUGGCAAACUACCACCAGGCGACACCUUGCCUGCGAGCGCCUUCAACGAUUUCUACAAAUGGACCAUGAUGCCUGUGAUCCGGAGAUUGGAAAAGAAAACAGGUCGAAUCCAGUGCACUUUCAGCGCCAAUAUCAGGGACAAAGAGUUGAACGCCGCCCUACUGGACUCGGCAAAGCAAGAUCCUCCGGGCGCGUUGUUCCAAGAGCUGACGAAUGGCCUGAAAGAACUCAGUCAGCGUCACUUUGACGUCCCUCUCUUCCAACGCGCCUGUGAUGACACCGGGCUCAGCUGGGAUGCUGAGACCUUCCGGGAAGUCUGUGGCGCAGAUACCCCGAGGAGCAUGGUCCAAGAGUUGGACUUGGAUCCCAAAGGUACAAGACGUUUGCCGACCAAGCCUUCGGAUGUCUUGGUGCAGGCCUUCAUAGGCGUGGACGUGAAGACAGGCCAGGAGCGACUCUUUGUGGAAGCCACCGGUCCCUGGCAUAGGGUGACGUGGUUGGAGACCAGUAUGAUGCAAGUGAUCUACGAAUCCUUCUUUCGACGAAGGAUGCGUGAGAGGUACGGCGAGGAGGACGAGCAUUGGUAUGCGAAAUGGCUGGCCGAUGCCUUCCUCCGGGGAGCCAGGAGCGUUCUAGCCGCUGGACAAAGUAAGAUGCGCGGCAUCAUUAUGACAGGUCGACGGACUGGCGGUCUGGCGCUGAUGUUGCUGCAGGGAAUGUUCAUCCACUCCAGCCUCAAGGAUGCAGCAGGAAACUGUUUGUCUUUGGGCACUUCGUCAGUCACAGCACACUACUGGUUGAAAGACGCAGGUGUCACAGGUGAGCUCUUGCCGCCCGUGGGUGGCACUCAUGCGCAUGAGCUUUCCAUGGUCAGUUCCGCCGUCUUCGCAGAGUUGGACAACAAAGCAGGAUCAGGAUGGCUUUGGGUCCAAUGUUUGUUCCCACCAAAAAUGGCGUAA
Messenger RNA from Cladocopium goreaui, 1128 nucleotides. NCBI's taxonomy places the organism in Eukaryota, Dinophyceae, Suessiales, Symbiodiniaceae. The record is from the annotation of a GenBank genome assembly.